Messenger RNA from Raphanus sativus (radish), 1838 nucleotides. Its product is annotated as auxin transporter-like protein 1. Gene Ontology annotation, cellular component: plasma membrane. Bases 225 to 1715 code for a protein of 496 amino acids. The record is from RefSeq and is a predicted model, not a curated record. Lineage: Eukaryota; Viridiplantae; Streptophyta; Magnoliopsida; Brassicales; Brassicaceae. The transcript is spliced from 9 exons.
UCGCUAUUACACUGCUCUCCUCCUACUUUUUUUUUUACUGAAAGCUCUCCUACUUACUCACUCACCAUUGUUUUUUUUUCUUUCUUUUCUUUUUCUUAUUAUUAUAAAUAACUCAGACACCGUUGUCACAUAAACAAAGCUCUUCAUUCUCUAUCUCUUGCUCGUUUUAACACCCUCUGCCUAGUUUGUUUUCAAGAUUUGAGACUGAGACAGAGAAACCGAUAAUGUCGGGUGAGAAGCAAGCGGAGGAGGCAAUAGUUGUCUCAGGCGUCAGCGAAGCGGGGGAUGAUGGAGCCGGCGGAAAAGUGGAAGAUUCAACUGCAGAGGAUAUUAACAGCGGCGACGCCAGUGAUGGAUUUAGCAUGAAGAGUUUUCUUUGGCAUGGCGGAUCCGCUUGGGACGCUUGGUUUAGCUGUGCCUCCAAUCAGGUGGCACAAGUGCUGUUGACACUGCCGUAUUCGUUCUCGCAGCUGGGGAUGUUAUCAGGAAUAUUGCUUCAAAUAUUCUAUGGACUAAUGGGAUCUUGGACUGCUUACCUCAUCAGUGUUCUUUACGUCGAGUAUCGAGCCCGAAUGGAGAAACAAGAGGCCAAAUCAUUCAAAAACCACGUUAUUCAGUGGUUUGAGGUGCUUGAUGGGCUGCUGGGUCCGUACUGGAAAGCAGCGGGGCUCGCAUUUAAUUGCACCUUCUUGUUAUUCGGAUCAGUCAUCCAGCUCAUCGCUUGUGCUAGCAAUAUAUAUUACAUAAACGAUAGACUAGACAAGAGGACUUGGACAUAUAUAUUUGGUGCUUGUUGUGCCACGACCGUCUUCAUACCAUCUUUCCACAAUUACCGUAUUUGGUCUUUCCUCGGCCUUGCCAUGACCACUUACACUGCUUGGUACCUCACCAUCGCCGCAUUUCUCCAUGGCCAAGCUGAGGGUGUGACACAUUCUGGUCCGACCAAACUUGUGCUGUACUUUACCGGAGCCACCAACAUUCUCUAUACAUUUGGCGGGCACGCUGUGACUGUGGAAAUAAUGCAUGCGAUGUGGAAACCAAGGAAGUUUAAGAGCAUCUACCUGAUGGCGACACUGUACGUCUUCACAUUAACGCUUCCGUCAGCGUCCGCCGUCUAUUGGGCUUUCGGCGACCAACUUCUCAACCAUUCAAAUGCUUUCUCUCUCCUCCCUAAAACGCGUUUCCGUGAUGCCGCCGUCAUCCUCAUGCUCAUCCAUCAGUUUAUAACGUUUGGAUUUGCGUGUACACCGUUAUACUUCGUAUGGGAAAAAGCAAUAGGAAUGCACCACACCAAAAGCAUAUGUCUAAGAGCGAUCGUGAGGCUGCCGGUGGUGGUUCCCAUAUGGUUUUUAGCCAUUAUUUUCCCAUUUUUUGGUCCCAUAAACUCCGCGGUUGGAGCUCUACUCGUUAGCUUCACCGUCUACAUCAUCCCUGCCUUAGCCCAUAUGCUCACCUACCGCACCGCCUCUGCCCGUCGGAAUGCGGCGGAGAAGCCGCCGUUCUUUUUGCCAAGCUGGAGCGGAGUUUACGUGAUAAAUGCAUUCGUGGUGGUUUGGGUGCUUGUUCUAGGGUUCGGGUUUGGAGGAUGGGCUAGCAUGACCAACUUCAUCAGGCAAAUUGACACUUUUGGCCUCUUUGCCAAGUGCUAUCAAUGCAAGUCGCCGAUUCCUCCUCCUCCUACUCCGGUCACCGGUAGUAAUCACCACCGCCGUUAGUGAAGUAUUGAAGUGUGAGCUUCUUCAGUUUUCUUUUGUUUUUCCUAUGUAUAAAAAGAAACAUACCUAUAUAAGCGAAUUAACAAUGCUACAUAUAUAAAUUUGAAAUUUGGUUUAACAUCA